This is a messenger RNA of Leishmania braziliensis MHOM/BR/75/M2904, 1737 nucleotides long. RefSeq lists its product as hypothetical. Gene Ontology annotation, cellular component: cytoplasm. The coding region runs from base 1 to 1737 and encodes 578 amino acids. The record is from RefSeq and is a predicted model, not a curated record. Lineage: Eukaryota; Euglenozoa; Kinetoplastea; Trypanosomatida; Trypanosomatidae. Gene Ontology annotation, molecular function: protein tyrosine/threonine phosphatase activity; MAP kinase tyrosine/serine/threonine phosphatase activity. The transcript has a single exon. Gene Ontology annotation, biological process: dephosphorylation; negative regulation of MAPK cascade.
AUGGAGUCCACUGAUGCCAGCACUAACUACAACGCGCACGCAGCAUCAGCAUUUAACUUGGCUGAGCGAGAGGAACGCCUGGUCGCCUCCCUCGAGGCCUUCCUGCAUGCCUGGGCGGAAGGGAAACGAAAAGACGACAGAUGGCACCCAGUGUCAUCCACGACUACAGCAGCAAUGGUCGCACGAGAAGAUGAGCAGCAGCAGCGCGCCGGCUCACAGCCCCAUCCGAUGCUCUGUGCAAGCAACGGCGAUGCGGCAUUGCAUACAACUGCUCGAAUGGCGGCAACGCCCUCCACAUCCACCUCGACGAUGGAGUAUCUCGCCACACUGCCUCCCUGCCUUCCUGUCCCACUGCCACGCAGCUUUAGGCCCAAUGAGAUGAUGCCUGGCGUCUAUCUCGGGUCGUGGAGCGACAUUGGCAUCAACGUGCUUGAACUAGCACGGCGUCUUAGUGAUGCGUCGACCAGUACGUACGAGUCCUCAUUGUGCCCAGGCUCUCGGUCGCGGCAACGUCUCGUGCUACUGGUGCGCGCCUGUCCACUGAAGGGAAUCGUUACACCACGACUAGAGCUGCGCGUGACGUGGCGCCGCGAAGGCGCGCGGCGCUCUCGCCUCUCCACAGGAAAAGCGGUCCCUGCUCCAGCCAGGCUGCUGCAGCAGCCGUCAAAACGGCCGCUCGCCACGCACAGCGGGCAGCGUCCCGACGAGGACGUUGUGGUGUCGCACAUGUCCCUCAACGAGGUGUACAAGCGCGUGUGUGCGGCGGUGGCGACGGAGGCAGCAGAUCCGACAGUUGCAGCUGGCGUCAGACGCGCCGAAGUUAUGGCGUCACGAGAAAGCGAGGACUAUCACCACGCAGGCCCUAGAACCGGCGCUUCCUCAAGCGCCAUAUCCUCGGGGGUCAGCACAGUUGCCAGGUGGCUCUGCCCAGACUCGCCGCUCUCCUCCCCCUCGCGGAGUGCGUUACCGGACAGGGCAACAGCGGCCAAUGUUCCGUCCGGCUGCACACCAGCGGACUGGCGUGUGUUUGUGAGAGCAAUGCAGUGUGUGUUGACGGAGGAGGCAUCGGUGUACACACCGGCGGGCGCUGCGUUGAAAAGGGAAGAGGUCGCCGAGACUGCUGCUGAAGCGGCACACUGCCGCUGCUCAGGGAAGGCGACGGCGGAACUUCGCUACUGGCGCCUCAUUCUCCCAAUCCUCGACUCCCCUGGAACUCGCAUGCAGCACUACACUCCCAUGACAACUCUGAUCAUGCACGCUGCUCUGGCACUUGAGGAGCACCCGCAGGGACGCGCGUGGCUGCAAGGGCAGCAGCGGCAGGUCGUCCGCAACAAUGCACCGGCGAGCGAUGGCCGUGCUGUGGUGGUGGACAUCGCCGGCGAUGUGGGCAGGUGUGAAGAAAAGAGUGCUGGCGCUGCCGAGGCGAUCGUCUUUCCCUGUGUGGCUGUGCACUGCCAGGCCGGCAAGUCACGCUCCGCUGCCUUUGUGGCCGCCUUCUUACUGCACGAAUGGAUGUGGUGGUACCGCGGCUGCUACCCCCUCAUCACUGCAGGCACGGCCACCAUUACAGCAGAGCAGCAGCAGCAGCAGCAACGUAGUCGGCAAGGCAACAUCGCGCGGCGCCUCGUCGACACUGUUCUGUCUCACCUGCGCCGCCGCCGUCUGUGCAUCGACAUCAACCUGGGCUUUGACGCGCAGCUGUGGGAGAUGAUGGGCGCCUUUGUGCGGAGUCUCUGA